AUGCACGGUCAAAGCGACCAGUACGUCCGCAUGCACGGUCAAAGCGCCCGUCUUGAUCUUGACGAGAAUGUCUUCUGCGUAAGCCUCGACAACCGACUGAACCGGAUGUGGCUGGAUCCCCUUGACAGCUUCAAUGCCUAUAUCCGGGGCACUUUGCGCGAGAACGUGAUCACGCAGAUUGGCAAGGAGCCUGGCUCGUUCCCCGAUCCUGAGAAGAAUGGCUCGGUGAGCCAAUACAUGAUCGUUCAAGCCAUCGGCUGGGUGCUGUGCAUCGUGUUGGCCUUCCCGCUGACCUAUCCCACCUUGCUGCAGAUGCUGAAGUGCGCGUUGUCCAGUGGCUGUCCGGGUCCGGUGCAGCGCUUUCUUGCGUUUCUCUGCUGCCCGCUGGCUUAUGUCUACUGCUACAUUUGCGGGAGCUUCAUUUGGGCAUCGUUGGUUUCGCUGGUGCAGACCUACUCUCCUUUGCAGCUCCUGGUUUUCAUAUUGAUCAUGACCUUGCUGGUUGCUCAGGCAG
Molecule: messenger RNA, 514 nt
Organism: Effrenium voratum
Lineage: Eukaryota; Dinophyceae; Suessiales; Symbiodiniaceae
Source: the annotation of a GenBank genome assembly